Messenger RNA from Otolemur garnettii (small-eared galago), 3515 nucleotides. Its product is annotated as zinc finger protein 211-like. Gene Ontology annotation, biological process: negative regulation of transcription by RNA polymerase II; regulation of cytokine production; regulation of immune system process. The transcript is spliced from 4 exons. Bases 141 to 1829 code for a protein of 562 amino acids. Lineage: Eukaryota; Metazoa; Chordata; Mammalia; Primates; Galagidae. The record is from RefSeq and is a predicted model, not a curated record.
UCGCAUUCUGCAUCGGGAUCGAAGCAACGAUCCGAGAAGACGCGAGAGACGGGUCUGAGGGUUGAUGGUGGCGGCAGCCGCUGUGCCCGCAUCUCCACCGGGUCAUCCGCCGCUUCUGACUCGGAUCAGUUCAGUGACCGAUGGCGGCGGCUGCGCCGAGGAACCCGGCUCCAGUUCCCAUGGCUGCAGAAGUGCUUUUGAAACUUACACAGUCCCUGUCAUGCCAGGCCAGUGUGACCUUUGAAGACGUGGCUGUAUACUUCUCCUGGGAAGAAUGGGAUCUCCUUGAUGAAGCUCAGAAACACCUGUACUUUGAUGUGAUGUUGGAGAACUUUGCACUUACAUCCUCCAUGGGUUGUUGGCGUGAAGUAGAGUACCAGGGGGCACCUUCUGAACAAAGCAUUGCUAUAAAAGGAGUGUCACAGAUCAGGACUCCCAAGGAAAAUUCAUCCUCCCAGAAUGCCUACCCCUGUAAAAUAUGUGGUCUGGUCUUUAGAGAUACUUUGCAUUUGGCUGAGCACCAGGAAACACAUCAUGGGCAGAAACUGUACACAUGUGGAAAACAAUUCUUCACUGCAGACCUUCAACAGCAUAAGAGACAGCAUGUUAGAGAGGUACCCUUCAGAAGUUCUGUGGACAGCGCUUCAUUUAUAAAGAGUUGCACAGUCCGUGUGUUAGGGAAGCCCUUUACCUGCAGGGAGGUUGGAAAGGGGUUCUUGGCCAGCAUGGGAUUUCUCCAUCAGCAGGACAUUCACACAGAGGAGAAGCCAAAUAGCAGUAACAAAUGUGGGAUGGUCUUUCACAGUGGAGAAAGUCAUCACAACUGGGGAGAAUACAAGAAAGCUUUCUGUCACACAGACACAUUUGUUCAGGACCAGAAAAUCCUCACCAAAGAACGGCUUUUUGAGUGCAGCAAAUGUGGAAAAGCCUGCACUCGAAGAUGUAACCUCAUUCAACACCAGAAAGUCCACAGUGAAGACAGGCCUUAUGAAUGCCAUGAAUGUGGAAAAUUAUUUACCUACUACUCCAGUUUCAUUAUACAUCAAAGAGUUCACACUGGAGAAAGGCCAUAUGGGUGCCCUGAAUGUGGGAAAUCUUUUAGUCAGAUCUACAGCCUUAAUAGCCAUAGGAAAGUUCACACUGGAGAAAGGCCUUAUGAAUGCAGCGAAUGUGGGAAAUCUUUCAGCCAAAGGUCCAAUCUCAUUCAACAUCAGAGAGUUCACACUGGAGAAAGGCCUUAUGAAUGCAGUGACUGUGGGAAAUCUUUCAGCCAAAACUUCAGCCUGAUUUACCACCAGAGAGUUCACACUGGAGAAAGGCCUCAUGAGUGCAGUGAAUGUGGAAAAUGCUUUAGCCGAAGUUCCAGCCUCAUACACCACCGGAGACUUCACACUGGAGAAAGGCCAUAUGAAUGCAGUAAAUGUGGGAAAUCAUUUAAGCAAAGCUCCAGUUUUAGUUCACAUCGGAAAGUGCACACAGGGGAACGGCCUUAUGUGUGUGGGGAAUGUGGGAAAUCUUUUAGCCAUAGCUCCAACCUUAAGAACCACCAGAGAGUUCAUACUGGAGAAAGGCCUGUUGCAUGCAGUGAAUGUGGGAAAUCUUUUAGCUGUAAAUCUAACCUCAUUAAACACCUGAGAGUUCACACUGGAGAAAGGCCUUAUGAAUGCAGCGAAUGUGGGAAAUGCUUUAGCCAAAGUUCUAGCCUCAUUCAACACUGGAGAGUUCACACUGGAAAAAGGCCUUAUCAGUGUAGUAAAUGUGGGAAAUCUUUUGGCUGCAAAUCUGUCCUCACUCAACACCAGAGAGUUCACCCUGGAGAAAAGUCUUAGCUAUGCAGGGAAUGCAGUUUUCUUUUAGUGUAAUUAUAAUGGAGGGGAACACUUGUGAGAGAGCCAUCUAUAUGAAUUGAAGCCCCAACCUGUGAAGUUACAUGGUGGGAGAUUUCCCCCUAUGUUCUAAGUAUGUGGAAACUUUAAGGAGCUGUGUUAUACUUUCUAACCUGCCAUUUCUGGCCCUUGCCAGUUAUGUCACUGACACUUUCUGAGGCAGAAGCCAUAUUACCUCUUUCUUUGCCAGGCACACAGAGUAUGCAUGAUUUGCUACCCUAGUCUGCUCAGGGAAGCAGACCUCUGCAUUCUUAUUUGCUGGAGGAAGUCAUGAGUAGGCUAAGCCCUUAGGGGGUCCCCAUUCCCUUGCCUUUGACAAGUUAUGGUACAGACUUAGCCCAAUUUUGUACUAGAGAACCUGAUAAGAGUUUUGUUGGCAGCUUGCCAAGAAGCACUAACCUUUUGGGGGAACAUGUUGGUUUCAUUGGAUUUUUUCCAGUCUCUAAUUCACCUACUCGGAAACUUCUUGCCUCAUAUUGCUUUGAUUUUUUUGCAAUAAUAAUAAAGGCUUUAUUAUUUAAACAACUUUUAAUCUUGGGGUUGAUUCACUAUAUGAAGUGGUUUGAAAACAGAAAUGGAAUCUGCAAGAUUAUUAUUAUAGUGUAAGCACCAUAAUAUGUGUAUGUAUGGGGAGUCCUUAUUUGUGUGCCUCAAAGACCUAGUAUGAUGGAAGAAUAUUGUUCUCUUUUCAGUUUUGGCCUAAUUUGAAUUGUUUCUCAAGGCCACCCUAGGAAAGACUUCAGGGCUCUAUGGUCCUAAUUUGUAGACUGGAUACUAGGAUUUUUUGUAUGUUAAGAGGACACCCUGAGGAGGCAAGGAAUUGUGACAACCUUCAUUGCUUAUGAAUUGUUUGUUGUUCACUGGGAAUAUCACAGAAUGCCCAGUCCUGUUUGAGAGCAGUGUGUACCCUAGGUUCUGUGAAGCCAAGUGCCACCGUGCCCAUAAUUUAGUAGUCUAGUAUCACUGUAAAAUUUCAGGGGUUGCAUAAUUUGUACAGAAACACUGAAUGUCGAGGAGACUGUAGCAAACUAGAUGGAUUGUGCUCCUUGUAAAAUGUUCUAGUGAUUGUACAGGAACAAUAUGUUUAGAAACUUUCAAGAUCUCCAGGCAUGUGUAUUUUUUAUAGCUGAGACCAUUGUCAGAAAAACGAGCUAAAGAUUUUGUGUUUCAGUCGCUUUUCUGGGAUAUUCACCUCAAGGCCAUUGCUGCACAUGCCUGGAAAACAAACAAAAAGAAGGGACGUUCCUUCUCCCAAGGACAUGGCUCUGUGACCCACCAUCAUCCUGUGUGGAAAUGAACUUCAUGGUUCAACAAUAUUUGCUGCCAUUGAAGGAAAGUUACCCUUCCCAGCUCCUCAGGAAAGAUACUGAGUUAAUACAGGCUUAUCAAACCAAGUAAUAAACUUAUUAAACCAUCAUUGUAAUUAUCACAAUUAACAUAUUGGUCACACCUAAUUUGCCUCAUGUGCUUUUCUAGUCUUUUCCUCCCCUCCCUGACCCUCAAGGCAACCAUUGAUUUACCUUCAUUAGAUUAGUUUGUAUUUUCCAAAAUUUUAUAUAAUUUGAUUUAUAAAAUGCUUUUUUUUAAAUUCGUGACAUAAUUAUUUUAACAUUCUUUAGUGGUAUUUGU